Anthostomella pinea is the source of this 762-nucleotide messenger RNA. NCBI's taxonomy places the organism in Eukaryota, Fungi, Ascomycota, Sordariomycetes, Xylariales, Xylariaceae. The record is from the annotation of a GenBank genome assembly.
AUGGUCCGUCUUUGGCACAGCGCCUUUGAGCGCGAUUUCUUCUCUAUACGUCGCCUGUGGCUAUUCCCCGUGGUCGCCGGGUCUUGCUGGUUCACGACACUCACCAUCCUGCUGAUCCGCUGGCUCGCCAUCGGCCGCCCUCAGUAUCCUAACCAAGUGAAUCCAUACGUGCCAUUCAUCAGCGACAUCGCCGCGCAGACUUUCCAGCCCGUCUUCAUCGUGGGAUGCGCCGUGACCGGCCUAUCAUUCUUCGGCACCGUGUUCGCUGUGCACCAUGUGCGAUAUUCACCCAAGUUCUACGGCCUGACCGACGACGCCCAGUGGCGGCAGGCCGUGUCGAUGGUGGCGCUCGUUGCUGGACUUGCCGGCGCCGUUUCUCUGGUGCUGCUCAGCAUCUUCGACACCGACGAUGCCCAUAAGCGCCAUCGGUACCUCUUGAUGGCCACCUUUGGAGGCUUGUUCGUCAGUGCCGUUACCACCACCUUCGUGUGGUGGGACCAGGCCCGGGGCCCAGUCGUCUUCGCAGGCUUACGGAAGUGGUGCCGGUUCAACAUCUCCCUGGUUCUUUGCCAGUUCGCCGUAGGUAUCGUGUUCCUGAGCACCAUGUACGCGGGCGAUUACAGGGUAUCGGGCAUCUUUGAGUGGAUCCUCACGUACCUGGGAGCGUUCUGGCUGGUGUCGUUCGUUGGUUACACGAGAUUCCGGGAAGGUCAAGAUCCCAAGGCGACUGAUGGAGACGAGCGACAGCCACUACUGGCAUAG